UGUCUGUCACCGCAUGUGUGAGCAGCAGAUGUGACCUCAGCGUGCAGAAGGACACCUAGGAACUCCUGGGCUUGUGGGAGCCACAGAGCUACUCCAGCAGCAGCCACAUCAUGGGCACCGUCAUGUGUCCAUGCAGAUGAACAUGUCUGGCAUUAGCGAGGGAAUGCCUUGGCUAAGACCUGUGCUGGCCCAUUCACGGGAAGGGCUGGAGCGAGCUGCACAGCUCAGAGGGGUGCCCAGACCUGGAUGCUACGCUGCCGUCGCGGUAACCUCGUCAUCCCUCACUCUCCAGCCAUGGGGCUCACUGGUGGGCCUGUCGCGACCCUCCUCCUCCUCCUCCUCCUCCUGUUCCUCCAGGCGCAGAUUUGCUGGCUGCGACGCGCAGCCUCUGAGCCUUGCCAGGCGGGCUUCGGGGAGGCUGAAGUGACCUUGGAAGCGGGAGGCGCGGAACCGAAGCCCGGACAGGCUAUGGAAAAAGGUGUUGCAGGCUGCCCUGGGCAGGAGUUGGCCCCACUCAGCACUGGAAACAACUUCACUGGGCAGAAUGGAGGCACAAUUCAGGAAAGGAAGGCCUCGAAGCUCUCAGCAUCCAAGCGCAUCUUACAAAGACGCAAGAGAGAGUGGGUGGUUCCGCCCAUCUCUGUCUCUGAGAAUGGCAAGGGUCCCUACCCCCAGAGGCUGAAUCAGCUCAAGUCUAAUAAGGACAGAGGUACCCGGAUUUUCUACAGCAUUACAGGACCUGGGGCAGACAGCCCCCCUGAAGGCGUCUUCACCAUAGAGAAGGAGACGGGUUGGCUGCUGCUGAACAAGCCCCUAGACCGCGAGAAGGUUGCCAAGUACGAGCUCUUCGGCCAUGCUGUGUCAGAGAAUGGAGCCUCAGUGGAGGAGCCCAUGAACAUCUCCAUCAUUGUGACCGACCAGAAUGACCACAAGCCCAAGUUCACCCUGGACGUCUUCCGAGGGAGUGUCUUGGAAGGGGUUUUGCCUGGUACUUCUGUAAUGCAGGUGACGGCCACCGACGAGGACGAUGCCGUCAACACCUACAAUGGGGUGGUUGCAUAUUCCAUCCACAGCCAAGAGCCCAAGGAACCCCAUGACCUCAUGUUCACUGUCCACCGCAGCACAGGCACCAUCAGUGUCAUCUCCAGCGGCCUGGACCGAGAGAAAGUCCCCGAGUACACACUGACCAUCCAGGCCACGGACAUGGACGGGGACGGCUCCACCACCACAGCAGUGGCCAUAGUGGAGAUUCUCGAUGCCAAUGACAAUGCCCCUGUGUUCGACCCCCAGAAGUACGAGGCCCGGGUGCCAGAGAACGCCGUGGGUCACAAGGUACAGAGGCUCACAGUGACUGAUCUGGAUGUACCCAACUCGACGGCCUGGCGCGCUGCCUACCACAUUGUGGGAGGUGACGAUGGGGGCCAUUUCACCAUCACCACCCACCCUGAGAGCAACCAGGGCAUCUUGACAACCAGGAAGGGCUUGGAUUUCGAGGCCAAAACUCAGCAUACCUUGUACGUGGAAGUGACCAACGAGGUGCCCUUUGUGGUGAAGCUUCCAACUGCCACGGCCACUGUGGUGGUCCACGUAGAGGAUGUGAACGAGGCCCCCGUGUUUGUCCCACCUUCCAAAAUAGUUGAUGUCCAGGAGGGCAUCUCUAUUGGGGAGACAGUGUGUGUCUACACUGCACGAGACCCUGACACAAAGAACCAGAAGAUCAGCUACCACAUCCUGAGUGACCCAGCAGGGUGGUUAACAGUGGACCCGGACAGUGGGCAGGUCACAGCCGCCGGCAUCUUAGACCGUGAGGACGAGCGGUUCGUGAGGAACAAUGUCUAUGAAGUCAUGAUCUUGGCCACGGACAAUGGGAGUCCUCCCACCACCGGCACGGGGACCCUCCUGCUAACACUCAGCGACGUCAAUGACCAUGGCCCCAUCCCUGAGCCCCGUAAGAUCACCAUCUGCAAUCAAAGCCCAGUGCCCCAAGUACUGAACAUCACGGACAAGGACUUGUCUCCCAACUCGUCCCCUUUCCAGGCCCGGCUCACCCAUGACUCAGACAUCUACUGGACGGCAGAAGUCCAUGAGAAAGGAGACACAGUGGCCCUAUCCCUGAAGAAAUUCCUGAAGCAAGACAUGUACGACGUGUUCCUUUCUUUGUCCGACCAUGGCGACAAGGAGCAGCUGACGGUGAUCAGGGCCACUGUGUGCAACUGCCACGGCCACGUGAAUACCUGCCCUGAUCCCUGGAAGGGGGGAUUCGUCCUCCCCAUCCUGGGGGCUGCACUAGCUCUGCUGCUCCUCCUCUUGGUGCUGCUGCUGCUGGUGAGAAAGAAGCGGAAGGUCAAGGAGCCCCUCCUGCUCCCAGAGGAUGACACCCGUGACAACGUCUUCUACUACGGUGAAGAGGGUGGCGGCGAAGAGGACCAGGACUACGACAUCACCCAGCUGCACCGGGGCCUGGAGGCCAGGCCCGAAGUGGUCUUGCGCAAUGACGUGGCCCCCACCUUCAUGCCCACCCCCAUGUACCGCCCUCGGCCAGCCAACCCAGAUGAGAUCGGCAACUUCAUUGUGGAGAACCUGAAGGCGGCCAACACGGACCCCACUGCCCCACCCUAUGACUCCUUGCUCGUGUUUGACUACGAGGGCAGUGGUUCAGACGCCGCCUCCCUGAGCUCCCUCACCUCCUCAGCCUCAGACCAGGACCAGGACUACGACUACCUCAGCGAGUGGGGCAGCCGCUUCAAGAAGCUGGCUGAUAUGUACGGCGGCGGUGAGGACGACUAGGCCUCCAGCCAUCCUGCCCGGCUGGCCGGGAACUAAACAUAGGCCCCAGCCACCAACCCAUGGGGAUCUGAUGGGCAGCUUGCUCCAGAGAAGCCCUGAGGCUGCCAUAGAGGGUUGAGAUCUCAGCCUUCCAGAACAGGAGCUGGUGGCAACCUAAGUUUGGGGAUUGGCUCAGGGGCCCCACCUCCUAAAGUCUAUCAGCUACCACAGAUUCAUUCACAUCAGGCCCUUGGAAUGGACCCCUCGCAUUACAGAGGCCGCUUCUGCCCAAGUCUGUCUUCAGAGUUACAGGCGGGUCUUCUGCCAUCCCAGAGCACCUCCAGAGGGCCCCAGCCUCCCACCACUCCUUCCCUUCUCCAGCCUCCAGGCCUGGAACUGACCACAUGGAUGGAUCGCUGAGUUUUUAUAUUGUGUGUCUAGGUCGUCCUUUAUUUUUUAUUUCCCCUGCUGUGUGUUGUAGCGGAAGGGUAAUGACAAUCGUGUACAUGUAACUAGGGACUUUUUUUUUAAUUAAAGGAACUUUUCCCAGAA
Ochotona princeps (American pika) is the source of this 3318-nucleotide messenger RNA. RefSeq names its product cadherin 3 (gene CDH3). Gene Ontology annotation, cellular component: plasma membrane; adherens junction; cytoplasm. Lineage: Eukaryota; Metazoa; Chordata; Mammalia; Lagomorpha; Ochotonidae. Gene Ontology annotation, biological process: adherens junction organization; cell-cell junction assembly; cell morphogenesis. The record is from RefSeq and is a predicted model, not a curated record. The coding region runs from base 247 to 2787 and encodes 846 amino acids. Gene Ontology annotation, molecular function: calcium ion binding; cadherin binding. The transcript has 17 exons.